AUGUCUGAGCCCACUGAUACCAGCGAACCGGCUAAGCCAGUCCACACCAUAGUUCUCGAUGCCGGACCGCUGAUCAAGAACGUACCCCAAAUUUCAACCCUGCUCUCACAAUCACACGCCCUCAUCACCACACCGUCGGUAAUUUCUGAAAUACGAGACCCAGAUGCCCGUCGCCGAAUCGAAACCCUCUACCUCCCAUUUCUAACCCAGCGAUCUCCGAAGCCAGAUAGUCUUAAAGUCGUGGCUGAAUUUGCGCGGAAAACUGGCGACCGGGAAGUUCUUAGCAAGAAUGAUUUGGAGAUUCUAGCAUUGGCCUAUGAGGUAGAGUGUGAACGAAAUGAGGGCGAUUGGAGAUUAAGACGAGAACCUGGACAGAAGGGUAUAAAUGGGGCACCUCCUGCGCAUUUAGCAACGGCGAAAGUCACUAAACAGGAUGACGAAGAACAAAGAGAAGAUAAUGCAGAGGGGCAGGAAGAUAUGCUAGAAGAGACACCAGAAGAGAAACAAGAAGAAACGCCUGAAGUUCAGCAGGAAGAGAAACCGGAAGAGAAACAGGAUGAUACAGCAGUGGAAGAGGUUACUAAAAAAGUAGAAGAGACUUCGCUUAAAGAGAGCUCUGAAGCUGCUGCGAAAGAACCAACGGAUCAGCCGACUGAUCUUCCAGAUGAAGAUGCUAAAGUCGAUGACAUCGACGGCCAUGGUGAGAGCAAUGAAGACGAAGAAGACCAGGAUUCAGCGCCCGUCGAUGAAUCAGAUUCAGACCCCGACGGCUGGAUCACACCUUCAAACUUGAAGAAACGACAGAUUCGCGACGCGGCACUCGGUACCGCCUCUGAAGAAGCGAAAAUAAUGCAAGUUGCAACCAUCACUGGGGAUUUUGCUAUGCAGAACGUCCUCCUACAAAUGAACCUCAACAUCCUCUCGCCAAGUAACAUGCAGCGAAUUCGCCAAUUAAAAUCCUACGUCAUGCGUUGCCAUGGCUGCUUCUUGAUAACAAGGGAUAUGAGCAAGCAGUUUUGUCCUCGAUGUGGGCAGCCCACACUGAACCGAGUCUCUUGCUCGACUUCUUCCAAGGGUGAGUUCAGAACGCAUUUAAAGAAGAAUAUGCAAUGGAACAAUCGGGGGAAUAAGUACAGUAUCCCCAAGCCAAUUGCUGGCACGGCCAAUACGAAAUGGAGCGGUUCUGGUGGCGGAAAGGGUGGAUGGGGGAUGGGGUUGAUAUUGGCCGAGGACCAAAAAGAGCAUAUCAGGGCUGUCACGGAGGAAGAGAGGAGGAAGAAAAAGGGAAGAGAUCUGAUGGACGAUGAUUAUCUACCCUCCAUCUUGAGCGGAGACAGGCAAAGGGCCGGUGGUAGAAUUAAGGUGGGAGCCGGCCGCAAUGUCAAUUCAAGGAAACGGAGAUAG
Molecule: messenger RNA, 1404 nt
Organism: Arthroderma uncinatum
Lineage: Eukaryota; Fungi; Ascomycota; Eurotiomycetes; Onygenales; Arthrodermataceae
Exons: 1
Coding region: 1-1404 (467 amino acids)
Biological process (GO): maturation of SSU-rRNA; ribosomal small subunit biogenesis
Cellular component (GO): preribosome, small subunit precursor
Molecular function (GO): RNA endonuclease activity
Source: RefSeq, a predicted model, not a curated record